AGAUUGUCUCCGCCCACUUUAACCUCACGUUUUCAAAACGUCGGCGUUGUUCCCUUUCUCUCGCUCUCUCUCUCUCUCUCUGUGGAAGGCACAAUGGACUACGAAAUGACGGUGCUAUUGGCGGCUCAACAGCAGCAGCAACAGCAGCUAUUGGAGCAGGCCGAACAGGCGCAGUCCCACAGCGAAGCAAUGGAGGAAGCGAUGGGGGACGUCCUGAACGGCAAGCAAAAGAACACGCUUCCGGUGUACGGGAACAAGGAGACGAUGAACAUCAAUCCCAUGAUCCUCAGCAACAUCCAGGGCUCCGCCUACUUCAAGGAGGAGCUGUACAAAAUGAAGACGUUUCAUGAAGUCAUUGACGAGAUUUUUUACAAGGUUGAACACUUGGAGCCCUGGGAGAAGGGAAGCCGGAAGCUGGCAGGACAAGUGGGGAUGUGUGGCGGGGUACGUGGAGUGGCUGCGGGGGGUAUAGUGUCCUCUGCCUACUGCCUCCUGUUCAAACUCUUCACUCUGAAGCUAACUCGCCGACAGGUGCAGGCAAUGUUGGACCACGUUGACUCUCCCUUCAUCAGAGGCCUUGGAUUCAUGUACAUCAGGUAUUGUCAGCCUCCGCUGGACCUGUGGGACUGGUUUGAACCCUACCUGGACGACCCUGAGGAAAUUGAUCUGAAGGCUGGUGGAGGGUUCAAGACGACUGUCGGUGCCAUGUGUCGCAUGAUGCUCAUAAAACUGGACUGGUUCGGAACAAUGUUGCCCAGAAUAUCAGUAUCUGUUAGCAAGACUCUUCAACAGAAACUUACGGCUGCAAGCCAACCUGAUAGGGCACUACCAGGGGAUGAGGAAAGGAGGGACGAGAGAGAGAAUGGAGGAGCUGAGGAGGAAAGGGAGAGGGAGAAGGAGCGGGCUGGGAGGGACGUGUGGGGUGAGGCUGCUCGCAGAGCCAGGCCAGAUCAGCCAGAGAGGAGAGAGAAGCGCUCUCCACCUCCACCAGCAAAAAGGUCUAGGAGCCAAUCGAGGGAUAGAGAUCGGCGAGACAACAGGAGGCGGAGGUCAAGGUCCAGAGAGAGGAGGCGGAGUCACUCGAGAGAGAAACCGAGACGACGCAGUCGAUCGAGGUCACGAGAUCGUCGCAGGAGAAGCAGUUCUAGAGAACGGAGAGCUAGGAGUCGUUCGAGGUCGAAAGGAGCGUGGGGGACGACGGAGAUCUCGCUCGAGGGACAGACGAAGGAGCAGGUCUCGUGAACGGAAGCGAAAGAGUCGCUCCACAUCUCGAAUCGAAGGAGAAGAUGAACGUCUGACACUCAACCAUUUUAUAUUGUAUAACCAUUCACAUUGUUACCCUUGCCUGUAUUUGUGAUCCCUAUUUGAUUGCCAGGAAAACUCAUGAAAAGUAUUCACAUCAAUGCAAUCACACCACAACUCAUGCCUUUAGUGCAAACACACGUGGAGGAUAGUACAUUGCCUUCUUCUUCUGCCUGGCCGUCUUGCACUUGAGUUCCUUGGGAGUGAGGGCACGUCGUUUGGCCCUAGUCAGCUUCUUGCGGAGGUCCAGAGGCUUGUACUUGCGCCCAGCAUAGAGUUUCCUCAGGUUGGUCCGCUGGUUGUGGUUUAUAACCGUCAGCACGCGAGCUAUGGACUUCCGCACCAUCUUAAUUUUGGAGAGUUUGGAAGCGGCUCCACCGGUGACCUUGUGGACUCUGAGCUGCGAGAGCUCGGUCUUGAGCUCCUCCAGCUGCUUCGUCAGCUCAUCCUUGUUCUUCCCCCGUAACUCGUGCGCCUUUAGCUUCACCUACACAGGGAAAAUGUACCUUUUGUCUACAAGUUGCAGAUGCAGUAAAGCCUGUCACAAGAAGGAUCGCUUUUGGGCUUUAGGAUUUUUCUUCCACUCACUAACUCACCAUCUUGGGAUCGCGCGUUAG
This is a messenger RNA of Geodia barretti, 1919 nucleotides long. The record is from the annotation of a GenBank genome assembly. Lineage: Eukaryota; Metazoa; Porifera; Demospongiae; Tetractinellida; Geodiidae.